Tyto alba (common barn owl) is the source of this 2329-nucleotide messenger RNA. It is a transcript of the gene NFU1, whose product is annotated as NFU1 iron-sulfur cluster scaffold. Gene Ontology annotation, biological process: iron-sulfur cluster assembly. NCBI's taxonomy places the organism in Eukaryota, Metazoa, Chordata, Aves, Strigiformes, Tytonidae. The coding region runs from base 747 to 1445 and encodes 232 amino acids. The transcript is spliced from 9 exons. Gene Ontology annotation, cellular component: mitochondrion. Gene Ontology annotation, molecular function: iron-sulfur cluster binding; iron ion binding. The record is from RefSeq and is a predicted model, not a curated record.
GGUUAAAAUUUCUGAUUUUCACUUUGCUCUGAAAUACCUGGAUGCUGUUGGCUGUGCAUACAGUUACAGAAAUCAGUUGUGCAAGCAAGUAUUUAUAUUUUUGGAAGUUAGGCCUGUUACUCCAUCACUCUGCCUUGCUUUUUCUCUUUAAUUUUUUUUUCUUUUUUUUUUUUUUUUUUCCUUCUGCUCUCCCCCUUUUAACUUUGUCUGAGCAGAUGACACCACUCCUAUUUUGACUGCUAGUGCGAGUUAUGUGGCCAGUAUGGAGCAGGGCCUCUUUUUAACUGGUCUGGUUUCGUUCUGGAACAAUACUUGUAUGGGAAUAUACUCAAUUUGUUCCCCCAAGGGAAUAAGUACAUAGAGGUGGAUGGGGGCAGAGGUAUGGCUUGGUAUGUGGAGCUAGUAGAGUUUUUAUCUUUUAUCCAAAUGUUGUCCUGGUAUGUUUUUUCUUACGAGAACUGCUUGUGUAAGAGUAGUUAUUGCAUUACCCUUUUAGCCUGCCUUGUGUCUUCUAAGAGUCAUAUAGAAGAGCCUUGUGUUAGGCCAGCUAUACCCACAGAAUAUAGGAGUAAAUUCUGGCCUUGAUUUAGCCUCAGGUGCUUGGGGUUGGAUUCAUCUCAGCUGCCUGUAAUCUUUUGAAAAAUAGGUAUUUAGUCCAAGCUAGAUUUCCAGGUGCACUGUCAAAAUGAAGACAAAAGGCUCCCUUAGGGUGAUUUAUCCUCUUCUGUUAUAGGUUCUGUCGUGCGAUGUUAAAAGAUCAUAAUUUGAGAACUCAACAGUCUUUCCACCAACUUGCACAAAAGAAACCAUUUAUUCCAUCUGCAGUAUGGUAUAAAGCAGUAAGAGGCAUGUUUAUUCAAACUCAGGACACACCAAAUCCAAAUAGUCUGAAGUUUAUUCCAGGCAAGGAAGUGCUGGAGUCGAGGACUAUGGAGUUUUCCACACCCGCUGCAGCAUUUUGCUCACCUUUAGCAAGACAGUUAUUCAAAAUUGAAGGAGUUAAAAGUGUUUUCUUUGGACCGGACUUCAUCACGAUCACCAAGGAGAGUGAAGACCUGGAUUGGAACUUACUGAAACCAGAUAUUUAUGCAACUAUAAUGGAUUUCUAUGCCUCUGGCUUACCUGUAGUUACUGAUGAGGCACCUAGGACAGAUACAGCUGCAUCAGAGGAAGAUGAUGAAGUUGUACUGAUGAUUAAAGAACUGCUGGAUACAAGAAUAAGGCCGACAGUGCAAGAAGAUGGUGGUGAUGUUAUUUAUAAAGGCUUUGAGGAUGGGAUUGUGCAGCUGAAGUUGCAGGGCUCGUGCACCAGCUGUCCCAGUUCCAUCAUCACCCUGAAGAACGGGAUACAGAACAUGCUCCAGUUCUACAUCCCUGAAGUAGAAGGUGUGGAACAGGUUGUUGACGAUGAUGAUGACAUGGAGAAAGAAGCAAAUUCUACUUGAGCUAGCGUUGCCUGUGGCCAAUAAGUAUUUACCUCUUCGUAAGUAACGUGGCUGCCCUGGCUGAGCAAGGGAAGACGUGGCAGAGCAGAACACGUUCCACUUUUAGAGACUAUGGGAAGAGAAAUAUUUAUUGUUCUGAAAUUGAAAUACGUAAAUCAGGUUUUGCAAGUACUUCUGUUUACUUGUGCGUGUAGGACUUAAUUUCUUCCUGGUGCCUAGCUUUAGCAGAUGGCUGUGCUAACGGAAAUGCUAUUCCUUCUUUGUAUUGCCACAAUCGAGCUGAGUUUGCGGUCAUUAUUUGGCGUAUGGUUACAGUCGUAUUCCCUGCAUGCAAGGACUCGACAGCCUCUGGUACAUUCCCCUCUUUCACUUCUUGCCAGUGUAAUUCCACUGAGUCCCUUAACAGGAUCAAUUAAGUCAGCGGAGAAUCUUUUAUAUAGUAUGCAGCUCAGCAUAUGAUCACCAUAAACUUCAUGUUACUUGUUAGAAAUCUAAAAAUAAGUAUUGUAGCAAAAUAUUUCUUUGGCUUUCAUGGAGAGUAAUAACUUACAGUCAUUUAAAUUGCCCACUCAGGACUUGGAAAUUGGUUUGAAAUUACCAUGUUUUCUUUACCCUGUUAUGAAGUUCGCAGUGCCUGAUCUUACAAGUGUAUUGAUGACAAAAUUCCCCUCGAGGUAGGCUCAGACUAUCCAAAAGAGAGCUUGUGCAAACAUUAUCGCCAUGUCCUCCUUUGUCAGCAAACCAUAGAAUGGCGAGUAAUGUUUCUGGCUUCUCAAAAUUAGAGCUUUUUAGGCCUAAUUUUUCAAUUUAAUGCACUGUACAAGCCAAAACUUAAACAGCAAAAUAGCUGUUUUGUGUGUUAAAUAAAAUGUAUCUCUCAAAAA